Botrytis byssoidea is the source of this 4608-nucleotide messenger RNA. RefSeq lists its product as uncharacterized. The record is from RefSeq and is a predicted model, not a curated record. Gene Ontology annotation, cellular component: transcription factor TFIID complex. NCBI's taxonomy places the organism in Eukaryota, Fungi, Ascomycota, Leotiomycetes, Helotiales, Sclerotiniaceae. Gene Ontology annotation, molecular function: RNA polymerase II general transcription initiation factor binding; histone acetyltransferase activity; RNA polymerase II general transcription initiation factor activity. The transcript has 5 exons. Gene Ontology annotation, biological process: RNA polymerase II preinitiation complex assembly; transcription by RNA polymerase II. The coding region runs from base 154 to 3411 and encodes 1085 amino acids.
CAACUUUUUUACAACAACCUUUCUCACAGAACUCUCACGCUACCUAAGGAAUAACCUUUUCAACAUCGAUUCCUUUUGCGCAAACAAUACUUGUAUGAUCACGACCAUUCCAGCACAACAUCACUCUUGGGAGUGAUCAGCCAAAUCGCAAAGAUGGCCGAAUCCGAAUCCGAACCCAAGGAGUUUACUCAGUUUACUGAGAUAGAUUGGAAGCGCCAGGACGAACAAGACGCAAAGGCUCUAGAAAGUGUGUUGAGGGCGAGUGGUGAGAAUGGCGAGAUUAAUUUUGGCGAUGAACCUUUGGACCUGGGCGAGAAGGCAGAUGAUGCGCAGGAUUUCGAGGAUAUCAGCGAUGACGAUCUACCAGAGGAGGAGGAAGCUUCUCUACGAAGCGCUGUCGAUUUACCCGCCUUGACCGACGAUGCUGGCACGAGCCAUGAUACCGACGAUCUAUUUGGAGAAGGAAGAGAUUCUUCGCCCUUCGGGUUUGACGAAAAUAUUGAAAUGCAAGAUGGAGAAUCACAAGCUGCAGAGACUACAGUUGAGGAAUUGCCUGAUGCGCCUGCUGAAGAAGAAGAUUUACUGGAGCUCAAUUUUCCAGGUUACAAUCAAGCUAGGUUGAACAACCAAGAUCUAUCGAUUCCGGCUCCUGCAGAAUCCGAAUCAGAUUUGGCCAAGCAGUUAUUUCCAAGUCUCGAACCUGGCGUAAUAUUGAACUUCAAUGAACUUUUACCUCCAAAGCUCGCACAUUUUGUCCCAAAAGUACCGCUGAAGCAACCUAAACCCUUGAAUCCUACAAAAGUUAGCCUAGAUCUCGCUCCCGACCAAGAAAAAUCUUUCCGCAGCAAUAUAGGAACAGCGACAGGCGAUAAGCGCAAACGCGUGGCCGAAGCGGAAGCUAAAGGGCUUGUUGCUAUCAUUGAAGAAUCUGCUGAUGAGGCAGAGAAUGAGGAAACUUUCGAUUUCGAAGAACCGGCGGAGGACGAGAAACUUGGCGGGGUGACUUGGGCGGAUCUUCAGAUGAUUUGUGAUGACUGGGAUUCUAAGAUAAAUGCGAUAUCUAUAGAGGCUCAACCGAAAUCCCCAGUUGCCCAGGGAGACGAUGAUGCUUGGCUUGAAUUCAUGUAUUCAGGCAAGAACAAGCCAAAGGCAGAAGAGAAGAACUAUUUUAAUAUCCCUCAAUUUGCUGUCCCGUCUUUCGACAAUCUGCAGAAGGCUGUUGCGAUAUCGGCCAAGCGCCCUUUCUUAGAUCUUAACGAUCCGAACCUCCUUAUAGAAGAGCUCAAAUUCACCUCGGUGGCUAAUAAACGUCAACGUCUAGGUGGAAACUUCAGGGGAGGAAACAACUUCAUUUCUACGAAACUAAGGGAGCGCUUUAAUAUUUCAAACGACGAAGCUUACGAUGCUCUCAAGGAGAAUCAUCAAAGCAAGGUCAGAGCAGCUAUUGGAAACCUUACCGUUGAGCACAGUCUGCCUGCAUUACGUCUUCAAUGGCCAUAUUACAAGGUCAAACUAUACACCAAGGAGGCCAGAGCCUUACAUCGACCGACCCUCAGAUUCAACAAAUGGCUCAAUCAGCCCGUCACAUUCGACAAACCAGGCAUGCGAAAGAAGAAGGAAGCUAGAACGAUGUCUAUUGCAGAAGUCUUCAAAGAAUCAAAAGACCUUACACUAGGUGACUUCUACUCCACUGCUACUUUGAUUGAAUAUUCCGAAGAACAGCCUAUAGUUCUUUCAAAUUUCGGCAUGGGUAACAAAAUCAUCAACUAUUACCGACGUAAGGAUGCCGAAGACCAGGAUAGACCCUCUCCAGAGGACAAGAUUGGCGACACUACUAUUCUCCUGUCAGAGGAUAAGUCUCCGUUCGCAAAUUUCGGUUUCGUGGAUCCGGGCGAAACCGUUCGAGCUCUGCACAAUGAAAUGUAUCGCGCUCCAAUAUUCAAGCACCAACCUAAAAACACCGACUUCCUCUGUGUGCGCAGUACUACGGGAGUUCAUGGUACAACAUGGCACCUUCGCAAUAUAGAUAAUCUAUUUGUUGCAGGCCAACAAUUUCCGUCCAUCAAAGUACCAACCCCGCACUCGAGGACUGUUACAAAUGCCACCAAGAAUCGGGUUAAGAUGAUUGCAUUCAGAAAAAUCAGACGUAGUAACACCAAGUCUCUGAAAAUAGCCGAGCUUACUGCUCACAUUCCCGAUACAAAUGACAUGCAGAACAGAGCAAAAUUGAAGGAGAUUCUGGUCUAUGAUAAGAAUGAAAAAGUUUGGCGUCCUGAGGAAGGUACUAUCAUUCCCGAUGAAGCUGCUUUGCGAUCCUUGGUCAAACCAGAGGACUGCUGCAUGAUUGAUGCGAUGCACGUUGGAUGUAGAAAUCUCGCAGAUGCUGGUCUUUCAGAAUUGACAGAAAAAGAGGAAGGCGAUGAAGCAUUCGUCGACCGACCUAUCGAUUUCAAGCUUACCCCUUGGAACACUAGUAAAGCUUUCUUGGACGCAACUUCAGGCAAGGCAAUGCUUGAACUUCAUGGUGAUGGUGACCCGUCUGGAUGUGGGCUUGCAAUCAGUAUGAUACAAACCUCCAUGAAGGGAGGUUACAUUGGCGCCGUUCAAGGUCCAAAUGCGACAUCCGCAGCUGCUAUAGCCGCAGAGAGAAAGGCAAACGGCGGGCAUACCUAUAAUGUCAAGAAGCAAGAAGAGCUCUACAACAACGCUAUUCGUGAUAUUUGGGAGAAGCAAAAGUCGACUUUGUCAGAUACCAACGAACACAUCUCGAACGAAUUGGAAGAAGUUGACGAAGACGAACGAUUUCGCGUGGCACCCACUCCACAUUCCAUGGCCACCCCUGCAGCUGGCGAUGAUAAUUUUAGCCAAGUCAGCAGAGUCAGUAACACGGACAAUCCCUCGGGGAAAUUCAUGCGUAUUACUCGCAAGGUCAAAGUGGGCAAUUAUGGACAAACCGAAGAGCGGGUCGAAACGGUCAAAGAUAUGCGCGUUUGGAAGGAAUAUAUCAAGCGCAAAAAGGUCAUGGAGGCUGCCAAUUCAGAUGUUUAUGCCAUCACUCCUUCGGGUGAUGCAGAUCUUGACAGAGCUACACAGAUGCAAGUCCAAAAGGAACUCGACCGUCUCGAGCGCAACAAGGAUCGUCGCCACGCCCGCGAAAAGCAGAAGUCCAAACAAUCUAUGGCUAGCCAACAGCUUCUUAACCCUGGUUCUCCUGGCCCAUCCGGAACUCCCGUUUCCAGCAUUGAAAAGCCAACUGGUACUACGAGGAAGUGUGCAAAUUGUGGUCAGACGGGUCACAUCAAGACGAACAAAAAACUCUGUCCCCUUUUGAAUGGUACUAUGAAACCCGAAGACGGUGCACCCAAUCAUGGUGGAUUUGGUGCUAUUCAAGCACCACCAGCUUUUGGUUAGCUCGUGGAACAAAAUUGCGUUGGCCCUCAAUAUACGGAAAAUUCUCACGAGGAGCAUCGCGCAAGCUUUCCUAUUUGCCGCAUCUACAUUGGUUUACUCUGAUUAUUCCCUUUGACGACUUAUUGCAAGGGUUGGGGUUGAUUUUGAAAUUUUGAAGGAACCCGAAGAGAUCCUCUUGACAAAUUGAAACAAUUACAUGGACGAUUACAGAUCAAAUGAAAAUGGGUCUCUACCUCAACAUACCCACUCGAAAACCUUGAACGGAAAACAUGGUGGAGGAUCCGACAGAAAGAUCUAGCCUUGUUGCUAAGUCUGGGCUGAUUCUGGAAUUUCUUGGCGAGAGAAGAGAAUGCGAGGCAUAGAGUCUCUUGUUGAUAUUUUUCGUACGAUAUUGGUCCGAAGACCGUUCACACCAUUGCCGUUGCCACUGCCACUCAACUAGCAGAACUUACUCCGUCCAACAAGGGACAUCCAAGUUUACUUGAUAGGACUAUUGGAACCGUUGGGUGGAUCGAGGGCGGUUAAUUGUACAAAUCCGGAUGGCAUACGAUCCACAAUACGAUGUGCAUUAGAGGCCGAGGGUGGUUUUAUAUUUCUUUCUUUCUUUCUUUCCUAACUGAAUUUCUCUUUCUUGUAACCGCAGGAGGAACAUCGGUUGGGUUCUUUUAACAUAUCGGUGGUUUACUCUCACGAACAGGUAAUGGUUGGCGUCUACUCAGGCUAGGUUAUGGCAGGGAGUAUGGAGUUUCCAAAAUGGUGGUUAAAUGGAUCGGGCCUGCAUAGCGCGGUACAACAUGGGAGGUAACAUUUGACGAGGAUUUGGUUUAUACGAUUAAUAGGGAUGGAGGGACAAAAUUUUAUGCUUUUCUCGAGACUUGCCCUACGCAUCUUGAUUCUGCGAAUGAUACUGUUUGUGCCAGUAUUCUGGUCGUAGUUCACGCGGCAUGAGGGCAUAAUGGUAUGUUAGGCAGGGGAGAGCUGCACAUAUUAAAAUAGGAAGAUGGUUACGCUACUUUAUCUUAGAUAGAUACCACCAGAAUUCAAAAAAUUGAUGGUGACUUUAUAGUUUCCACGUGCGAUUUGGUACAUUCUUGAACUACCUACCUAUGCAAUAUUGUAAUUUGUGUCAGGUCAUGGAUAGUCAGUGUAAACUUUCGUAACAAAAUCGUGGUAUUCACAUGUAGUUGGUUGGAAGAG